UUGAGCAUGCGCGCUGGGGUAUGACCGCGGCCCGCAGUGGUUGCCUGGCAACCGCGAGCGGUUACGGAGGUCCAGGGCGCAGGCUGUGGGGGGUGUGCGGAGGCCAAGAGAGGGCAGAGAAGCGGGGAAGGGACCGUCCCCUGCAGGGGUAGGAGGGCCUGGCCCCGGGACUCCCGCCUGCGCAUCCCCCCGGGCUGCCACGGCCGUCGGUCCCAGGGCACCCGAGGUCCGCACCCGGAGAAGAAUGAGAGGAAUGCAACGUGAUGACAUGGUCUGAUACAGCCAAGCAAGCAGCAGUGCUCCCUGAUUUGGCAUGUUUAAAAACAAGGGGCACUCGUGUAAGCGAGGCAACUUAGCAAUCACUGCGGUUGCUUUACAAGAUCACAUCUUACAUGACCUUCAGCUACAGAACCCUUCGGCGGUCGACCCUUCCCAGACAAAGGCACAGCAGAGAGCGAACGCACUCAGAUCUCUAAAAAGGAAUGCGAAAGCUGUAACAGACACAGGACUUCAAAGGAGGACACAGGGCCCCAGAGAGGCUGAUCCAGAAAGAGAGUAUGUUCUCGAUCCCAAACCCCCACCAUUAACUUUAGCGCAGAGGCUGGGCCUGUUCGAACCUCCCCCGCUGCCACUCUCAGCAGACGAGUGGGACAGAGUGAGGCAGAGGUCCCUGUCGCAGGGGGACUCCGUGCAGCCCUGCCCGGUGUGCAAGGAGGAGUUCCAGCUGCGCCCCCAGGUGCUGCUCUCCUGCUCCCACGUGUUCCACAGGGCGUGCCUCCAGGCCUUUGAAAAGUUCACAGGUAAGAAAACCUGUCCCCUCUGCAGAAAGAACCAGUACCAGACCCGAGUGAUCCACGACGGGGCCCAGCUGUUCAGAAGAAAGUGCGUGACAAGGAUCCAAGCCUGCUGGCGGGGACACGUGGUCAGGAAGUGGUACCGGGACCUGAGGAGGACGCUGCCACCCACCGACGCCAGGCUGAGGAGGAAGUUCUUUGAAGAAAAGUUCACAGAGAUCAGCCAGCGCAUGCUCUGCUCCUACCACACGGACAUCGACGAGCUCCUGGCGGAAAUCGACCACUGCCUGGCCGUCAACCGCAGCGUCCUGCAGCAGCUGGACCAGCAGUGCGGCCGCAGGCUCACGGACGACGACUGGCAGCAGAUCCGGGCGCAGGCGCUGCGCCGGGACACCCACGAGUGCUCCAUCUGCCUCACGCCGCUGUCCGUGGGCCCCGGCGGCCCCUCGGGGGCGGGCGGCGGCGCACCGGCACGGCCCACGGUGCUCCUGUCCUGCUCGCACGUGUUCCACCACGCCUGCCUGCUGGCCCUGGAGCGGCUGUCCUGGGGGGACGCCUCCCCCUUCCACGUCUGCCCCCUCUGCCGCUCCUGCUACCAGAAGAGGGUUCUGGAGAGUUGAGUUCGCAGGAAGGAAGAACUCCCAUCAUUCGGGGGCAACGUCGACCUUGAUUUGGGAUGGAUCGUGGGAGUUUGGGGUUGAGCACUACAGUGUAAGCUGUUCUGCAGCGAAGAAGCUGUUUAAUACUUGCACACGGGAAGCAUAACUGUAUUUUAAAAAGUGACAACCGACCUGGUUUUCGUCUCUAGAGAAAGAAAACUUCAAGUUUGUGAAUCCCAUCAGUUGAAGCAAGCGGGGACGGCUGAAACUGGAGUUUCUGAGGCCCUGUGCCUUGCCGACCUGCGUGCGCCCGGCGGACCUCGGGUGCCCCGGGACAGCACGCGCCUGCCCACUCCCAGGCCAGCAGGCCAGCUCCCUGGCCAGCUCACGAGGCUCUGGGCAGCCCCUGGGGGCGUGGCUACUGCCCGUCACAGGUGACCUGAGCCGGGUCGCCAGAGACCACCCAGGGCCUCGUGGCCCCUCCGCCACUGGAACACUCUGCAGGAACUGCUUCCCUCCUCCGUGUGACACGUCCCUCCCGGUGGCACUUGUGUGCGUGAACCCAAGCGUAAAAAUAAACCAUUUGGCUCUAGGA
Messenger RNA from Phyllostomus discolor (pale spear-nosed bat), 1988 nucleotides. RefSeq names its product ring finger protein 32 (gene RNF32). The record is from RefSeq and is a predicted model, not a curated record. Bases 314 to 1414 code for a protein of 366 amino acids. Gene Ontology annotation, molecular function: protein binding. The transcript is spliced from 9 exons. Lineage: Eukaryota; Metazoa; Chordata; Mammalia; Chiroptera; Phyllostomidae.